AUGUCAUUGGUUUUCUCUCCCAGCUUUAGCUCUGCCAAAAUGAAAUGCCCAUUCCAACCCCUCAUCAUUUCUCUCAUCCUAAUGUCUAUAUGUGGGAGCAACAGCCUGGCUGGUCAGCUUGAGAAAGGAGGGGAAGAUUCUAUAUCCACAGACCCCCAAUGGGGGCAGUUAAAUAGCAAAAACCUGAGCAUGCCCCUUCUCCCUGCUGACUUCCACAAGGAAAAUACGGUCACCAACGACUGGAUCCCAGAGGGGGAGGAGGACGAGGACUAUCUGGACCUGGAGAAGAUAUUCAGUGAAGAUGAUGACUAUAUUGACAUCAUCGAUGCGGUUUCGCCAACCGAUUCAGAGGCUGGCGAAGGGAACAUCCUCCAGCUCUUCCAAGGCAAGAGCCGAAUCCAGCGUCUCAACAUCCUCAAUGCAAAGUUCGCUUUCAACCUUUACAGAGCACUGAAGGAGCAGGUGCGUCCUUCCGACAACAUCUUUAUAGCCCCAGUGGGCAUUUCCACCGCCAUGGGUAUGAUUUCCUUUGGCCUGCAGGGGGAGACCUAUGAACAAGUGCACUCGAUUUUGCAUUUUAAAGACUUUGUCAAUGCCAGCAGCAAGUAUGAGAUCAUGACCAUUCACAAUCUCUUCCGUAAGCUGACUCAUCGCCUCUUCAGGAGGAAUUUUGGGUACACACUGAGGUCGGUCAAUGAUCUUUAUGUCCAGAAGCAAUUUCCAAUCCUGGAUGACUUCAAAAGGAAAGUAAAAGAGUACUACUUUGCGGAGGCCCUGGAGGCUAACUUCUCAGACCCUGCCUUCAUAUCGAAAACCAAUAACCACAUUCUGAAGCUCACCAAGGGUCUCAUAAAAGACGCUCUGGAGAAUAUAGACCCAGCUACUCAGAUAAUGAUUCUAAACUGCAUCUACUUUAAAGGAUCCUGGGUGAAUAAAUUCCCAGUAGAAAUGACACACAACCACAACUUCCGACUCAAUGAACGAGAAGUAGUCAAAGUUUCCAUGAUGCAGACCAAGGGGAACUUUCUGGCCGCAAAUGACCAGGAGCUGGACUGUGAUGUCCUGCGGCUGGAGUAUGUGGGGGGCAUCAGCAUGCUAAUUGUGGUCCCUCACAAGCUGUCUGGGAUGAAGACCCUUGAGACACAGCUGACACCACAGGUGGUGGAGAGAUGGCAGAAAAGCAUGACAAACAGAACUCGAGAGGUGCUUCUGCCUAAAUUCAAGCUGGAGAAGAACUACAACCUGGUGGAGGCCCUGAAGUCAAUGGGGGUCACAGCGCUGUUUGACAAAGACAGCAAUAUGGCAGGAAUCUCAGACCACAGGAUCACCAUCGAUCUGUUCAAGCACCAAGGUACCAUCAUGGUGAACGAAGAGGGCACCCAAGCUGCCGCCGUGACCACUGUGGGGUUCAUGCCACUGUCUACCCAAGUCCGUUUCACUGUCGACCGCCCCUUUCUGUUCCUCAUCUAUGAGCACCGCACCAGCUGCCUGCUCUUCAUGGGGAGAGUUGCCAACCCCACCAAGUCCUAA
This is a messenger RNA of Puma concolor (puma), 1530 nucleotides long. RefSeq names its product serpin family D member 1 (gene SERPIND1). The record is from RefSeq and is a predicted model, not a curated record. NCBI's taxonomy places the organism in Eukaryota, Metazoa, Chordata, Mammalia, Carnivora, Felidae. Gene Ontology annotation, biological process: negative regulation of endopeptidase activity; blood coagulation. Gene Ontology annotation, molecular function: serine-type endopeptidase inhibitor activity.